UUCCCUCGCUCGCUCCUUGGCCACUCUAGCGGGAGGAUGGCGAGUUCUCGCGAGGGCUCCGAGGGCCUCGUCUCACGUUUCCCUGGAGACGGGGCCGCCUAGGCCUCGCUCGCCGGGAAGGCUUGGUCCUACUUGGCGAUAUGGCAGGUGCGCCGCCGCCUCCCGCAGCGCCGCCUGAGGCCGGCCUACAGGUGAGGGAGGGCGAGCCUUUCGCGGGCUGGGUGGGUGGGUGCUCAAGGGGACCCGGCUCACGUCCCGUUUCUCUCCCCACCUCGUAGACGCGGAUCGUGGAGAACCAGCCUUACGAUGAGAGCCUGGACGUCAACGAGACGGAGGACGUGGCCAGCAUCUACGCGCCCAGCCCUCCGCAGCCAGGUAUGGGGGGCUGGGACAACGGGGGCAGCGCGGGGCGUCGGGGGGUCGCCCCCUCCGCCUCUGACUCGGCCCUUCUCUCCUGCCACCGUCUCAGGCCCUCGCCGCGUCCGCUCCCAGCACAAGAGCCUGGCCGAAAACAGCAGCGAGGAGGACGACGAGGAGAUACUCAAGGUACCCACUGAACAGCAGCCUCCUCCCCCCCCCGCCCCCCGCCUCCUGCCUGGAGGGCCAAGGAAGCAGUGGGCUGGGGUCGCGGUGGUGAUGGGCCUGCUUGAGGGCCGAGUUGGCUCCCACUCCUUCGCUUUCCCCCUCUCCCCCAGGAGAAGAAGGCCUCCCAACUGGCCUCCCAGCCUCGUUUCAGUGGGAACGAGGUAGAAGACGAGGACGACGACUCUUCAGAAACGGACUCUGAUGACGAUGACGAUGAUGAAGAGCACGGCGCUCCUCUAGAGGGGUAUUUGCCAUUUGGGGAGGGGGAAGUUGGCUAGGAAGGGCAUGUGCUUGGCUGCCGAUAUAUUUGCUACUUGUUAGUAAGCUUACAUGCAAUCGUGCCCUUGUUUCCAAUAGGCAUGGCGUGUGCCAGCCUUGAAGACUAGACUGCCCAGGAACAUGCUUUCUUAAGUCGAUUGAUUUUAGUGGGGCAAGGGAUGCCUAACUCCGCCAAGAAUCCAGUGAGCAAAAACAAGUCCUGGAGCCUUCCUUGGCCUUCAGCCUCUUUCACCCACACACUCCCGGCAUAGGCCAGUUGGAAAGGUGAGAAGGUUCCUGUGUGAUAGCAAAGACAGUUCUUUCAAGCACUGAAGUCACACCUUUUAAGUGAGGCUUUGCUGGCUUCCAAAGGUCCCCAUAUACUGACAUUUGGGUAGGAUAUUGGGUUAGGGAACCUCUGGAUCUCCAGAUGAUGCUGAACUACAACGCCCAUUAUACCUGACCAUUAAAGGAGCUUGUGGUGGACUUCAAAGGAGCUUGUGGUGGACUUCAGGAGACAGAAGAGCAACGUCCAGCCACUUUUGAUUGAUGGGGUCUGUGUGGAGAGGGUAACAACGUUCAGAUUUUUGGGCAUUGAAUUACAAGAGGAUCUGUCCUGGAGUGUCAACACAAGGGUGCUUGUGAAGAAGGCGCAGCAGAGACUGUACUUUUUGAGAAUACUAAGGAAAAGCCAUCUUCCGCAGAAACUGCUGCUUGCCUUCUAUCACUGUGCCAUUGAGAGCGUGCUCACUUAUGGCUUAUGUGUGUGGUAUGGAAGUUGUACUACCCAGGACAGGAUGGGGUUGUGCAGGGUUGUUAAGGCAGCAGAGAGCAUUGUUGGCUGCCCACUCUCCACCUUAGAGCAGAUUUAUGCCACAAGGUGCCAUAGGAAGGCACUGGACAUAGUAAAAGAUCCAUCGCAUCCUGGUCACUGUGUCUUCGAGCUCUUGCCGUCGGGACGGGGAUACAGGACGAUGAAGACAAGAACGAGCCGUCUUAAGAACAGCUUCUUCUCCAGAGCGAUCUCGGCCCUGAAUGGGAAGCCCGGACUUUGCAAGUCAUCUAAUCUCCUUUGCUGUAUUAUACUGUAUUGAUUAAUUAGUGUUUUUAUGGAGCAGUCAAUUAAUUUCGUUGUCCCCGAAGGGGGCAAUGACAAUAAAGAUAUUAUUAUUAUUAACCACACUGGCAGCUGGGGCUGAUUGGAAUUGGAGUCCGGCAUCCUCUGAAAGGCCACCGAUAUCCCACCUGUCCUGUAAUAUAGCAGCCAGGUAGAAGAUGGUUGAAUGUCCAAGCAGAUCACGUGUCCCAGGAAUAUAGUGGCUUAGUUAGACCAGUCUGUUUGCUGUUUUUGGCACCACCCACCCCUACUAAACUGUGUGCUACAUUAAAUGUGUAUCUGUAUGAAACUUACAGGUUUUAAAAAAUGGACUGUGAGAAUAAUGCAGUUGCUAAGAUUGCAGCAGGUGUGGAAGAAUGUAAACCUUCCCCGAUGCGGUCUUAUGGAAGGUGCUAUUUGCUUCAGGAGGAAAUAUCUUUGGCCCAUAGGGGUGGCAGUCUUGUUUAAGGGUGGUGGGGUGGAUAGGGGAGAGUGAGAAUGCAAGCUGGCUUUUCUUUGUCUCUCCUUGAAGUCAGACUCUCCCUCACCCUUCCUUUGAACACAUCCUAUUUCCAUUGCCUCCUGCCCAGCCUCACCACUGACUCUUUCCCCAGGGCAUACAACUCAGCAGAUUAUGACUACCUGCCAGUCUCCCUGGAGAUCAAGGAGCUUUUCCAGUACAUCCGGAGGUGAGCGGUAAUGUGGAUCUUGGCCGCAUUGUGGGCAGGCGUGUCUCUUUUCAGGCUUCUGCUCAUGGUGUCUGCUCCUCAGGUAUUCUUCACAAAUGAUUGACCUGGAGCACAAGCUGAAACCUUUCAUUCCAGACUUCAUUCCAGCUGUUGGGGACAUUGAUGCCUUCUUAAAGGUACUGCAUACAUUCUGACACUCCUUUACAUGCAGCACUGGCUGAGAACUGCCACGCAGGACUCUUUCCCUGCAAUGUCCAUAGAGAACUGUCGCCUCUCUAUGGAGGUGCAACAGGGCAGCACUGUCAUUGCUUUGUCUCCAUACCCACAGUCAACAGUGCUGAAAGGUUAGCUGCUUUGCAGAAUCCUUGUAGAUAAGUGGGAAUAAUUUUUGUUGCCCUGAAGUGAUGCUUAUGGCUUUCCCACUGAGCAUCUGCUUGGCCACUGAGAGGACAAAAUGAUGAACUAGAGGGGCCUUUGGUGUGACAGGGCAGUAAAGGCUUCUUUCAGAUCCUUGGCUUUCUCAGCAGGCAGGGCCACAUUUUGUUUGUUAUAGUGAUUGACCAUUCCCAGCAGAAACUCUCGACUGGUCUUAUACCUGGGUGCGUACAUGAAGAAUAGAAUAAUGGGAACUCUCACGUGCAAAGGACACCCUGGCUUGUUUCUCAUAGGUUCCACGGCCUGAUGGGAAGCCAGAUAAUCUUGGAUUGCUGGUGCUGGAUGAGCCAUCGACCAAGCAGUCCGACCCCACUGUUCUCUCCCUCUGGUUAACGGAAAACUCUAAGCAGCACAAUGUGGCCGUAAGUGGGAGAGGGUGUGUGUGUGUGUGUGUGUGUGUGUGUGUGUGUGUGUGAAGCGACUCCUCUUGGAUGCAAGGCAGCCCUUGGCUCUGAUGAGGAGGCACAUUGGGGCAUGUUCUGGUCUCUGUUUCCAGCAGCAGAUUAAAGUGAAGAGCCUGGAGAAUGCUGAGAAGAAUCCCAAAGCCAUUGAGAGCUGGAUUGAGAGCAUCAGUGAGUUGCAUCGCUGCAAGCCCCCAGCUACAGUCCACUAUGCUAGGUGGGCCUCUUGGAGGGAGGGAUGAGGGCAAGGGCAAGGGCAAGGCCUGGGCCUGCCACUACUCAGCCCCACCUUUGCUCCGUGCUGGGGGUGGGGGAAGAAAGCCACUCUGCAGAUGCACUCUCUGUGUGGAAGAACCAUGGCCAUUUCAAGCUGCUCCCUGGUAUUUCUUCCUUGUAGGCCCAUGCCUGAUAUAGACACGCUGAUGCAGGAGUGGUCCCCUGAGUUUGAAGAGCUGCUGGGAAAGGUAGUGUCUGCCAACUGUCCUCCUCUCUAACUUCUAGUUUUGGCCUGGCCUAAGAGAGGGGGCUUGUCAGCAGGAGGGAGAAGCUUGUGGGCCUCUAAAGAGAUUCAUGCAGAGAAAGAGAGUACUGAGCUGACCUUUCCCUCUGCUUUUCAGGUGAGCCUUCCCACUGCAGAUAUUAACUGCAGCCUGGCAGAAUACACAGACAUGAUAUGUGGUGAGUGCCCUUUUGCUGAUGUGGUGCUCACCUAUUCCAAGCCUUUUAGGGGUAGAGAUCUGCUCCAGUCGGUGUUGGAAUUGGCCUCAUCUCAAAAUGCCCCUCAGCUAUGCACCACCCAGCAAAAGUCUCCUUGCUUGUUGGAAUCAGACUAAAUAGCCAUUAUUUUUUCUCUUCAGCUAUUCUGGACAUUCCUGUCUACAAGGGCCAUAUCCAGUCCCUGCACACCCUUUUCUCCCUCUACUCGGAAUUCAAAAAUUCACAGGUAGGAGACACAAGGAUCUGAAGAGCAGCAGCUCUGGUCUGGUGUCCAUGUUCAUGUGGGGGCACCGCUGAAUGGAUUGCUCCCUGAGUCUUUACCCCAGCCUCACCCAGAGUGGCCUUGCCCUAGAGCUGCCUAAAAUGAUGGUGUUCUCCCUCCCCCCUUCUCUCUCCUGCAGCAUUUCAAGGCUCUGGCUGAGGGCAAGAAGGUUGCAAGCCCUCCCUCCAACCCCCCCUCACAGGCUGGCGAGACAGACAUCCUGAGCUUUACCUGAGACGCCUGCCUUCCCGCCCCAGGUGGGACCUGUUCCAGAGAAGUGCCAGCCUGUGAUGCUGCAGGGCCUGAGGCCUUCUUGUUUGGGCAACUGCUAUUCAGGCUUCCAGUGGACUUAAUGGAGCACAGUCAGGAUCUGGCUCAAAGGCCCCUGACCACUCAGAAAGCCACCAGCAUCUCAUCUACCUUUCUUUGUACAGCUUCUGUGAGAAUUUGCCUUAUUAAAGUUUUGCUUAUAGUGCUA
Messenger RNA from Podarcis lilfordi (Lilford's wall lizard), 4921 nucleotides. The record is from the annotation of a GenBank genome assembly. Lineage: Eukaryota; Metazoa; Chordata; Lepidosauria; Squamata; Lacertidae.